Molecule: messenger RNA, 351 nt
Organism: Knipowitschia caucasica
Lineage: Eukaryota; Metazoa; Chordata; Actinopteri; Gobiiformes; Gobiidae
Source: the annotation of a GenBank genome assembly
AUGAUUGGAAUGUUCUUAGACCUGCUCUUAGACCUGCUCAUAGACCUGCUCUUAGACCUGCUCUUAGACCUGCUCUUAGACCUGCUCUUAGACCUGCUCUUAGACCUGCUCUUAGACCUGCUCUUAGACCUGCUCUUAGACCUGCUCUUAGACCUGCUCUUAGACCUGCUCUUAGACCUGCUCUUAGACCUGCUCUUAGACCUGCUCUUAGACCUGCUCUUAGACCUGCUCUUAGACCUGCUCUUAGACCUGCUCUUAGACCUGCUCUUAGACCUGCUCUUAGACCUGCUCUUAGACCUCCUCUUAGACCUCCUCUUAGACCUCCUCUUAUAUCUUCCGUGUGAGGACUGA